Capsaspora owczarzaki ATCC 30864 is the source of this 471-nucleotide messenger RNA. RefSeq lists its product as hypothetical. Gene Ontology annotation, biological process: protein insertion into ER membrane. Gene Ontology annotation, cellular component: endoplasmic reticulum membrane. The transcript is spliced from 3 exons. NCBI's taxonomy places the organism in Eukaryota, Filasterea, Ministeriida, Capsasporidae. Bases 20 to 334 code for a protein of 104 amino acids. The record is from RefSeq and is a predicted model, not a curated record. Gene Ontology annotation, molecular function: protein folding chaperone.
UUCCGUUAUUUUUCUGCGAAUGAGCGACACUCCAGCAUCGUUGGCUUCGUUGGCUGCCGCCGACCCGCGCCGUCCCAACGCCGUGUCUCCGUUCAAGCCCCCAGCAGCGGCCUCCGCCAACGACGACUACUACUCGUUCUUCUCGCUGAUUCUGGGCAUGCUCGGCCUGUUCAUGAAGCAAAAGUGGGCCGCUUGGGCUGCAGUCUAUUGCUGUCUGUUCAGCUUUGCCAACAUGCGCAGCGACGGCGACGUCAAGCAACUGCUGACAGGCGUGACGUUUGCCGUCAUGUCCGUCGUCUUGCUGUAUCUCCAACCAGUAGCAGACGCCAACUAGUAUAUUGAACAUGCUUGUGAUAGUGUGCGAGUUGUUUUAGCUUGCAUUUUUUUUGUUAGCCACAGAAAAAGAAAAAAAAGUUUUUGAUUGUACAAAAAAAAAAAAACCAACAUCAGUUUGUGCCUCCAGACACGCGC